AUGGUUGCCGUUGAAGCAACACAGAGUGUGUACUACACCGUCUACAGAUUCGUUUUCGUCUGCUCAUCCCCUCUCUCACUCUUUCUUUCGAGUUUAUUUUUCCUUUUCGAAAUGGAUAAACGACGCCGGAGACAGAGCAAAGCCAAGGCGUCUUGUUCCGAAGAAGUGAGUAGCAUCGAAUGGGAAGCUGUGAAGAUGUCGGAGGAAGAAGAAGAUCUCAUUUCUCGGAUGUAUAAACUCAUCGGCGACCGGUGGGAGUUGAUCGCCGGAAGGAUACCGGGACGGACGCCGGAGGAGAUAGAAAGAUAUUGGCUAAUGAAACACGGCGUCGUUUUUGCCAACAGACGAAGAGAUUUUGUUAGGAGAUGAUUUUUUUUUUUAUUUAAAAAUAUUUCCCUCUCCUUGUUUCCCCAAGACAAAAAAAGGAAAAGGACCUGUCCUUGAAUUCCUAUUUUGGAAUGUAUAAUUAUCUAUAUAUAAAAAAAUUGCCUAGGAGUUUCAAUUCUUAUAAUCC
This is a messenger RNA of Thlaspi arvense, 514 nucleotides long. NCBI's taxonomy places the organism in Eukaryota, Viridiplantae, Streptophyta, Magnoliopsida, Brassicales, Brassicaceae. The record is from the annotation of a GenBank genome assembly.